ACGUUUAAGGAGCGCGUCGCGUUAUCUCUAUUACUCAGGUCCCUGUGACUCUCGCUUUACCCUGUGCAGUCUCUCAGCCGCCCCUUCCUAACUGUUAGGUUCUGAAGAUAAGAAAUAAAAAUGGCUUCCGUUGUAAUUGAUCAACAACAGAAUGUGGUAUCUAGAGUAGCCAGCCUUCCCUUGGUGAGUUCGACUUAUGACUUAGUGUCAUCUGUUUACAUCAGCACAAAAGAUCACCAUCCCUACCUCAAAUCAGUGUGUGAGAUAGCAGAGAAGGGAAUGAAGACUAUCACUGCUGUGGCAGUGACCAGUGCUUUGCCCAUCAUCCAGAAAUUAGAACCUCAAAUUGCUGUAGCCAACAACUAUGCUUGUCUAGGAUUGGAUAGAAUCGAAGAAAGACUACCCAUUUUGAAUCAACCAACAGAUAAGGUUGUUGCCAAUGCCAAAGGUGCAGUAUUUGGUGCAAAAGAUGCUGUGACAACAACCAUGACCAGUGCCAAGGAUUCUGUGGCUCACACUAUUAAUGGGGUUGUGGACAAAACAAAAGGCGCAGUUAAUGGCAGUGUGGAGAUGACCAAGUCUGUAGUGAAUGGAAGCAUCAACACUGUCUUGGGAAGUCGGAUGGUACAGAUGGUGAGCAGCGGAGUUGAGAAUGCACUUAGCAAGUCAGAGCUGCUCGUGGAUCAGUAUCUUCCCCUCACUGAAGAGGAGAUAGAAAAAGAAGCAAAGAAAGUUGAAGGGUUUGAUGUGGUUCAGAAACCAAGUUGCUAUGUUCGUUUGGGAUCUUUGUCUACCAAACUCCGCUCACGUGCCUACCAGCAGGCCCUAAACAGGGUUAAUGAAGCCAGACAGAAAGGCCAAGAGACCAUUUCUCAGCUGCAUUCCACUAUGAAUCUGAUUGAGUUUGCCAGGAAGAAUGUUAAUAGUGCCAACCAAAAACUACAAGAUGCCCAGGAUAAGUUGUAUGUCUCAUGGCUGGAAUGGAAGAGGAGUAUAGGCCACGAUGACAGCGAUGAAUCUCACUGUACUGAGGAUAUUGAAUCUCGAACUCUAGCUAUAGCUCGAAACCUGACGCAGCAACUCCAGACUACCUGCCUUACUCUUAUGUCCAGUGUCCAGGGGCUACCCCAGAAUAUUCAAGACCAGACUCACCAUGUUGGGUCAAUGGCUGGUGAAGUCUACUCAGUAUUUCGAAAUGCUGCUUCCUUUAAGGAAGUGUCCGAUGGUCUCCUCAAUUCCAGCAAGGGGCAGCUGCAAAAAAUGAAGGAGUCUUUAGAUGAUGUGAUGGAUUAUCUUAUUAACAACACUCCUCUCAACUGGCUGGUGCCAGAUUUCACCAUUACUGACUUGUCUUCUGAAGCUUAUGAAAUUCCAGACAUUUUAGGUUUGGAUGAUGAGGAUGAAGCUGAUUAUUCACAAUUUAAUGGGUUUGUUAACCAAGAUCAAAAUAAUGAAUAAAAUGCAACAAACUGAUUUUCUUCAUGUUUUCUCCAAGUAUUCAUUUCAUUUUUGGGAGUUGUAGUUUUGUUUUAAUUUUAUUGAUUCCUUAUUUCAUUCCCCAUAAUAGCUGUUAACCAACUUUUUCUUCCUUAUUUAAGUCCUCCCACUUCACUCUUGUUCUUUAUGCUUACAGCAAAUAAUACACUAAGGAAAUUGAGACCAUUUGAUGCACAUUCCUCCAGCUUUCCACUCUUCAAAACUUUGUCUCUGUUUCUAAUUUCACUCAUUUCUGUCAUCUUGCUCCAGGAAUAAUCUUUUUUCUUAAUACUCUCUACUUCUUUUAAUUUUUGCCUACAAACAGAGUAGUUUCUCACUUCCUUAAAGUAUCCUCUAUUGAUCCUCCUGUCUUUAUCUAGCUAUAGUCCAGCUUGUUUCUCCCUGAGGUUUCUUAAAGAGGUGGUUAUAUUUACUACAACCACUCUUUCAUCACUUCCCUCCUUAAUCCCUUUUAACUUUGUUAAUGGAACUCCCCUCAAAAGAUACAACCUUUGCCAAUCAGUAAACCUCUAUUAAUCUCUUACUAUGGGCCAGGCACCUCUAGGUGCCAUGAGUACAAAUAAAAAGAAAUAAAAAAUCCCUAUUUGCAAAGAUUCCCAUUUAAUCCCAUGGCCUUUUUAUUUUAUUGUUUCAAAUUAUCCCUACCCCCACUCCCCAGUUUUCCAACAUCUGUUUUUUCUUCCUCUCACAUGAAACCCCCCACUGGAGAAAAUACACAAACAAAAAACAAAACUCUUGUAACAAAUAAACAUAAUGAUGCAAAAACAAAUUCUUCCACUUGCUAUGUUCAAGAAUGUGUCUCAUUCGGUGUCAGGGAGGUAGUUAGCAUUAUUUACCAUCAGUCAUUUAGAAUCAUGUUUGAUCAUUGUGUUAACCAGAGUUCUUAGGUCUCAGUGUACUUUUUUGUGUCUCUGCAUGAGGUAUUCGCCACUAUUGACCACCUUUCUCCUUUUGGAGCCUAUCUUUUCCUUUGGCUUCUGAGACUCAGUCUUGAUCUAUUUAUCUCUUUAACCUCUGCUUGUCUGUAACCUGUGUUGGCUCCUCAUCCCUGAAUUGAAUUGUUUAAUUUGUUCUCAAAAAAUACUGGCAGUAUGAUUUUUUCCCCUUCUUCUCUAUGUUUUGUUUAAAAAAUUCUGGUUGUGUAGACUAUUAAUCUAGCUUGAUAAUUUCAUCAUUAAAAUGCCUGAAAUAAAGUUUGAGCAUUGCCA
Gracilinanus agilis (Agile Gracile Mouse Opossum) is the source of this 2705-nucleotide messenger RNA. RefSeq names its product perilipin 2 (gene PLIN2). The record is from RefSeq and is a predicted model, not a curated record. NCBI's taxonomy places the organism in Eukaryota, Metazoa, Chordata, Mammalia, Didelphimorphia, Didelphidae. Gene Ontology annotation, cellular component: lipid droplet; cytosol. Bases 121 to 1458 code for a protein of 445 amino acids. Gene Ontology annotation, biological process: lipid storage; positive regulation of triglyceride storage. The transcript has 9 exons.